Capsicum annuum is the source of this 2064-nucleotide messenger RNA. RefSeq names its product CBL-interacting serine/threonine-protein kinase 14. Bases 165 to 1490 code for a protein of 441 amino acids. Gene Ontology annotation, molecular function: ATP binding; protein kinase activity. The record is from RefSeq and is a predicted model, not a curated record. Gene Ontology annotation, biological process: protein phosphorylation; signal transduction. The transcript is spliced from 2 exons. Lineage: Eukaryota; Viridiplantae; Streptophyta; Magnoliopsida; Solanales; Solanaceae.
GGACCAAUCCCCAUUUAGAAUCUUCUCUCUUCUUGCGUAAUAGCUGCUAUUACGAUUCUUCUGGAAAUCAUUCAAAUUGAAGCUUUAUGCUUCUUCAUAUUUCUCGUCAUACACCAAUUUGAUGCAAAACGAAGAAAAACAUCCCGAGGAAUUUGCUACUAGUAAUGCCAGAGAUCUUACGUAGCGAAAGCAGUUCAUCAUCAUCCGCCACCAUAACCACCGCCGGAACCUCCGCCGGAUCUACUACCGGAGAUUUUAAGCUGAACCUUUUCGGUAAAUAUGAAGUCGGAAAACUCCUCGGAUGCGGCGCAUUUGCGAAGGUUUAUCAUGCUAGGGACAUUAGAACGAGACAAAGCGUCGCCAUCAAAACGAUAAGCAAGCAGAAGGUAUUGAAAGGUGGAUUUACGGAGCAUGUUAAGAGAGAGAUUUCUAUUAUGCGCAGGUUGCGUCAUCCUCAUAUCGUGCGCCUUCAUGAAGUUCUUGCAACGAAGACGAAGAUCUAUUACGUUAUGGAAUUUGCGAAAGGUGGAGAGCUGUUCACUAAGGUAACCAAAGGUAGAUUUAGCGAAGAUCUCAGCCGUCGAUAUUUUCAACAAUUGAUCUCCGCCGUUGAUUAUUGUCAUUCUCGUGGUGUAUAUCACCGUGAUCUGAAACUGGAGAAUCUGCUGUUAGAUGAAAAUUGGGAUCUCAAGGUUACCGAUUUCGGGUUGAGUGCAGUAACAGAUCAGAUCCGACCCGAUGGAUCUCUCCAUACGCUUUGUGGUACUCCAGCUUACGUUGCUCCUGAAAUCCUCGAGAAGAAGGGAUACAGUGGAGCUAAAGUCGAUUUAUGGUCCUGCGGGAUCAUACUUUUUGUGCUGAAUGCAGGUUAUUUACCAUUUACCGAUUCAAAUUUAAUGACGAUGUACAGGAAGAUUUACAAAGGCGAGUUUCGUUGCCCUAAAUGGACCUCACUCGGAUUGAAAAUGUUGCUGACUCGUCUCCUUGACACGAAUCCUGAGACUCGAAUAUCCAUUGAAGAGAUUAGAAAUGAUCCGUGGUUUAAGAAGGGUUACAAAGAGGUGAAAUCGCAUCUAGGUGAUGAAUUUGAGCUAAAAAAUGGAUCGGAUGUAAAUCGCGAUGGCAAAUUUCUCAACGCGUUUCAUAUUAUCUCAUUAUCCUCAGGUGUUAAUCUGUCUGGAUUGUUGAAGUGUUUAGGAGGUAAAGACACUGUGGAUGUUGAGAGAUUUGUUUCAGCAGCGUCACCAGAGAGAAUAACGCAGAGGAUUGAAGAGGUGGCGAAGGCGGAAGGGAUGAGAGUUACUGGAAAAAAUGGCGCAGACGUGAGAGUUGAAGGGCGAAAUGGGAAAUUUGUUUUAGUAACGGAGAUCAACCAGUUAACGGAGAAAGUGGUGAUUGUAGAAGUUAAAAGAAAUGAGAUUGGUGUUGGACCUGAUAGAGAAAUAUGGAAACAGAAAUUUAAGCCAGAGUUAAGUGAAUUCUUUUUAUGAACGGAACAGUAUAGGAUGGGCUGGACAGGUUCCCGGUAGCUAAAGAGGAAUGAGUUCAUUACGUUGGAAUUAGCUGCUCGACUGACUAGAGCUUAAAAGGAGAAAGGGAUAUGGCUCUAGUUGUUGAAUACCCUGAGAAAUGUCUACGCACGUAAUUGCGGCAGGAGUUAUUCCUUUGUUCUCGAGUUUGCCUGCAUUCUCUAUUGGCACAAAAUGUGUUGAUAUUGCAAAAGGCACGAUGAGUUAUUUGAAGCUACUCGACCGACUAAAAUUGAAAGGGAAAAAGGAUAUGACUGUUGUUGAGUACUUUGAUGAAUGUGUAUCGAGACGAUGAUGAUGAUGUUCGGACUAGUUUCUGCACAUAUCGGAGCAAGAAGAGAAGAACUUACUACAUUUUUGCAAAUAUGAAUUCAACUACCAAGUCAGGUUUGGCAAAACCUGUUUUACACCUAUUAUUAUGUGAAGAGUUAUUAAGCAUAAUGUAUACAAUACAUAUCAUAGUAUUGUAUUGUAUUUUUGUACUCUCUGCAAACAUAGUAAAAAUACUGGGUUAUGUAUAUAAUUUUUCUUGGCC